CUGAGAUUAGACUCUAAUCAUUAGAGGAACAUGAAGAUGAAAUAAUUUCGAUAGUAUCGAUUCUUCGAUAGAAUCGAUCGUCUCUAUUUCUUUCUCAAGAAAUUAUUUUCAUUGGUUUGUUGUUCUUCAUCAUGGCCUCUCCAAAUCUUCCUAAUUCAUCUCAACCUUCAGGCAGUGCAUUCAAGCAACAAAAGCUCCCCGCUUGGCAACCCAUUUUAACAGCUGGGACAGUCUUACCGACCUUCUUGUUAAUUGGGAUAACGUUUAUCCCAAUAGGCAUAGGCCUUUUACUUUCCUCGAAUGAGGUUAAAGAGACUACAAUCGACUAUACGUUUUGCGUCAAUGAUGCAAAUGAAACUUGUGCAUCAAAGAUCUCCGAGUCAAAUGCUAAUAAUCCAUGUAAGUGUAUUUUGGAUUUUGAGUUGCAAAGCAGUUAUGCUAGAGAUGUUUUCAUCUACUAUGGACUCACCAAUUUUUACCAAAACCAUCGGAGGUACGUCAAAUCAAGAGAUGACAAACAAUUACUGGGCAUCAAAGAUGCUCUUUCUUCUGAUUGUGAACCAUUCAAGGAGUUUAAUGGAAAACCAAUCGCCCCUUGUGGUGCUAUAGCCAAUUCGCUUUUCAAUGAUACCUUUGCCAUGUUGUACUUUGAAACAUCAACUGGUAGAUAUCGAGGAAUGAACUUAAUCGAAACUGGUAUCGCUUGGGCAACCGAUAAAAACAUCAAAUUUCGUAACCCUUCCGGUGGACUUAAUGAUAGUGAUGCUUUCAAAGGCUAUACUCAUCCACCCAAUUGGCAGAAAAAUGUUUGGGAACUCGAUUCAGAGAAUGCCGAUAACAAUGGUUAUCUUAACGAGCAUCUAAUCGUUUGGAUGCGAACGGCUGCCCUUCCAACUUUUCGAAAAAUUUGGGGCAGAGUGAACCAUACAAUUGAACCUUUUCAUGAUGGUCUUCCCAAAGGAAAAUAUCAGAUUGAAAUCAACUAUCAUUAUCCAGUCACUUCAUUUAAAGGGACAAAAAGAGUAAUUAUAUCCAACACAUCAUGGCUCGGUGGUAAGAAUCCAUUCCUUGGCAUCGCUUACAUUGUUGUUGGGUGUAUUUGCUUAGCAUUAUCAGCUUUCUUUUUCUUCAUUCAUCGUAAAUACGGUAGAAGUGUUAAUGAUAUCAUUAAUGUUACCCAAAGAACUCCGUACUUGAAUUCAUAAAAGUUUCGUCGAUCAUCAUAACAAUAAUAUUUAGAUACAUCGCUUUUUUAGAAACUAUUGGUGCCUCCAUUCAACUUUUUCAGCUUACUUUGUUAGCUCAAAAAGAAUUAACUAAAUUUCUAACCAUUCUCAUCCAAGCAAAAAAAUUCUAUAUCAUGUAAACCACAAUUCAGUUCGCAAUCAACUACCAUGAUACCUCUGAAUCAGUGUUAUCAAGGAGAUGCAAUAUUCCGCCUCAUCAAUCCAUGGUAUCUUCUUUCACAGAGAGAUGUCAAGUCAUUUCUAUUGAUCUCAAAUGUAAUUGUUUUAUCGGCAAAACAUCAGGAUAAACUGAGCUGAAAAGGGACCAUAAUCAUUAAUUUUAAUUGGCAAAUUUUAGAUAUUCACUUGAGAUUUUAAAGGUUGUUUUUAUUUGUUAUUUUCGAUCAUAAAAAUGUAGGUAGAAAAAUUGAAAACUUUUCGAUUGAACUUCAAAGGGAAAUGAAACUGGAAAAUUAGUUUUGGCGACUUCCAAAGGUGUUUUCUUCGCUAAACAUGACGUAAAGAAAACCAUCUUCAUCCCGAUGUCGAUACCAAAGCUCACCAAUUAAGGCACUGGAGACAUGAAAAAACCCCAGAUUGAAUAACCAAGAUUGCAAAGUCAAUUUUCACCCGAAAAUUGUAUUCCAUGUAUACCAAACGUCAUGUAAUUAAAUAAAUGAUUAAAAUGAAUAAGUUAUCGCUUUUUA
Messenger RNA from Panonychus citri (citrus red mite), 1933 nucleotides. It is a transcript of the gene CDC50, whose product is annotated as cell cycle control protein 50A-like. NCBI's taxonomy places the organism in Eukaryota, Metazoa, Arthropoda, Arachnida, Trombidiformes, Tetranychidae. The transcript is spliced from 4 exons. The record is from RefSeq and is a predicted model, not a curated record. Bases 132 to 1205 code for a protein of 357 amino acids. Gene Ontology annotation, cellular component: Golgi apparatus; endoplasmic reticulum; plasma membrane.